GAAGAUGCAGCCUAUUUCCAUCACCAUCAUUAUCAUCAGCAACAACUGAACUCGUCCUUCUCACUUGAUGAUGAGUUUGAUUUGUUCCAUCCAUAUUUUCCUUCAGAGCCCUGCUCGAACUCAUCACCAUCCUAUCUGGUCCCUCUUAUUAGCCCCGACGCGAUGCCCGGUUUGACCGCCCAAUCCGUCAAAAAUCCUCAAGAGUUCACUGAAAGGCCCCGGAAACAGCUCAAGACCGAGAGCUGGAACUCUCCGAGCGCACCGGAGCACGGAACGAUGACUCGCAACGUGUUGAUAUCCCCAUCUCCGUCUCCAUCUCCUUCUCGGUCUCCUGACUCCCACUUGAUAUCGUUCGGGAACCCGGAGUCUUCGCCAGCCAUAUCCAAUCCGAUCUAUGGUACUUAUGAAAUCCAAGAUUGUGAGGGACCAAAGAUGAAAAACGCCGGUGCGGCGAGCAGGAUGCUGGUACACGCACAAGAGCACGUGCUAGCCGAGAGGAAGCGCCGCGAGAAGAUCAGUGAGCGUUUCAUCGCGCUCUCAGCCGUCAUUCCCAAUCUUAAGAAGAUGGACAAGGGUUCCAUCCUUGAGGAUGCCACCAAGUACUUGAAAGAGCUUCAACAACGCGUCAAGGCCCUUGAGGAGGAGGCGGCAGCGGCGAAGACUGUGGAGUCGGUCGUCGUCGUGAAGAAGUCCCAUCUUGCCACGGACGAUGACACAUAUUCUUCGUCCGACGAGCACUCUUGCGGCCAAAUUGACCAGCAACUCUUGCUCCCAGAAAUCGAGGCGCGAGUCUCCGGAAACUGUGUCCUCAUCAAAAUCCACUGUGAGAAGCGCAAUGGCUUUAUACCGAAGAUGAUCAGCGAAAUAGAGAAACUGAACCUAACCAUCGUGAACAAUUGCAUCAUGCCCUUUGGGAGUUCCAUACUAGAUGUUACCAUUUUAGCUCAGAUGGACGUGGGAUACAGCAUGAAAAUGGGAGAUCUCGUGAGGAAUCUGCGUCGAGCUCUUCUGGACUUCAUGUGAUCUCCUGCAAAAUUCUCCUCUCGUCAGAAGCUGGCGAGCAACAGCGUACAAAAACCCUAAUAGCAAUUCUUCAUCUACUUCAUGUGAUCUCCUGCAAAAAGAGGGUGCCCCUGAAUCACUCUCUCCGAUCCGGACCACACCAAACUCUUCGCGAACGCCAAAACAUUGGCUCUGGUUUUUAGUCUGGAGUCUCCUAUUAUUUUGCAGGUGGGUUUUUUCCCCUUAUUUUUUGAGUGGUCGACCCGUUGACCGCGUUCAAAAACACCCACCUGCUGUGUAAGGAAAGUCUCCAGGAACUUUUUUCAAGAGGGGUUUUAGAGAGAGGUCUGACUUUUUCAGAUGAGACCUCUCUCUCUCUCUCUCUCUCUCUCUCUCUCUCUCUCUCUACAACUUGAUUUGGCAUGUGGUCUUUCUUGAAGAGAGAUAGAAAACUGGCACUCCAUUUUGUUUAUUCGUAAGGUGGAAUCAGCUUGGGAGUCGUCUCGAGAGAUGCUCUUUGUCUUGUUGUGCGCUUCUGUGAGUUGAAUUCUUGUGAUGUGUAUAAUCUUAUCUCUCCACUUUGUUUAAACUUUUUUUGUACA
Molecule: messenger RNA, 1604 nt
Organism: Syzygium oleosum
Lineage: Eukaryota; Viridiplantae; Streptophyta; Magnoliopsida; Myrtales; Myrtaceae
Product: transcription factor NAI1-like
Exons: 4
Coding region: 163-1023 (286 amino acids)
Molecular function (GO): protein dimerization activity
Source: RefSeq, a predicted model, not a curated record